AUGUUCUAUUCUUAAUAACCUUAUAUCUACUUUCCAUUCUAUUAGACCCAAGUUUGCUAUCCAAUCUACUUUUGCUAAGUCUAACCUUAAAAUGAAGUUUAACCUUAAAAUGAAAUAGAAUCUGUAAACAAAGAAAACAUACUUUAAUAAUCAGAUUAGUUUAAUCCAUAAAGCAAUCACACUUAUGAUAUUGAUUAAGAUAAGAGUUUUGAUUCCUCAAUUGAAAAUGAAAAUGAAAAAGCUAGCAUUAUUACUAAUGAAAAAAAAUAAGCAUAAAAAUCUUCAAAAACUUUCAAAGUACUUGAUACUACAAAUUUCCAUAAAAAUUUUGCUAAGGCAAUUGUUGCUUACUCUAUAAGACAACAAUUUCUUAUUUUUAAGAUUUUAGGAGAAUAAUAAGGAUAAGAAUUCCUUGAGCUUUUAUAAUCUCUUAAAAAUAAACUUAGCAAUUUGACACAUUUUGUCAAACAUACAAGUAAUCCGGACUUUUUAAAAACAUUUCGCAUUUUAGGGUAUAAAUAAAAAUUAAAUUUUAGAAUGAAUUUCCUUAAAAAAGAAUCUAUAUAAUACAUCUACAAUUCUAAAAUCUAAUAAAAGUCUAGCCAUUUAAAGCAUAAGAAGAUCAUCAAGAAAACUCUUUUAAGAAUUUGA
This is a messenger RNA of Paramecium sonneborni, 651 nucleotides long. The record is from the annotation of a GenBank genome assembly. Lineage: Eukaryota; Ciliophora; Oligohymenophorea; Peniculida; Parameciidae.